This is a messenger RNA of Linum tenue, 761 nucleotides long. The record is from the annotation of a GenBank genome assembly. NCBI's taxonomy places the organism in Eukaryota, Viridiplantae, Streptophyta, Magnoliopsida, Malpighiales, Linaceae.
CUACUUUUUCUAUGCAGGUCCCUACCCAUGCAGCCCAUGACUCUCCUUCCUCCCCCUCCUCGGCUGCUCCUGUUGCGUCAUCCUCUCCUGUGGACAAUAGCGAGAAUGCCCCUUUAUCACCUUCCAAAGCUCCAACAAAGAAGCCUCCUCAACGUAGUCAUCAAAUGGCUACCCGCUCACAGCAUGGUAUCUUCAAACCUAAGAAGCUUUUUAUGACAUCUACUACUUUGUCCCAGCCUCAGGAACCUUGUUCAGUUAAGGAGGCUCUUAUUGAUCCAGCAUGGAAAACAACAAUGGAAAAGGAAUAUGAGGCUCUUAUUGGCAAUGGCACAUGGGAGCUCGUUCCUCUUCCCCCCGGCUCAAAUUUAGUUGGUUGUCGUUGGGUAUUUCGGAUCAAACGUCAUCCUGAUGGCUCAAUUGACCGGUACAAGGCUCGUUUAGUGGCCAAGGGCUUCCAUCAGCGCCCUGGCGUCGAUUAUCAUGACACUUAUAGUCCAGUUCUCAAGCCUGUCACAGUUCGAACUGUGUUUACCAUUGCUCUGUCCCAUUCUUGGCCGAUUCUUCAAUUCGAUGUGAAUAAUGCAUUCUUGCAGGGUCCCUUACAGGAGGAGGUGUUUAUGGUUCAACCACCGGGUUUUACAAGUACUCAUUUUCCCUCUCAUGUGUGCCGCCUUAAACAGGCUAUUUAUGGCUUACGUCAAGCGCCCCGGUCUUGGCAAUGAUUCUAGCUUCAUUCGUUCUUUUCAACAAGCAUUGGCGAC